UGGGAUCGACUCUCAGUCCUACCCCUCGGUCGGUCAGGUGACUCUGUGUUCAGUCUCGCUAUUAUACACGCUCCUGUUAAGAGCCCGGAGAAACCUAUCCUGCUGUAUUGUAAGUAAUCGUUAAACCAAGACCGUGAGUGAAUAUCGUCGGUGAGAUCUCCAGGAGGAUGUGGGAUCAUCGGCUUUUCUUGUUGUUGAUGGUCGCGAGCUCAGCUCGUGCGGUCGAGAUGCCAUUAGAAGAAGGACCAGGCUUACUGGCCGAGCCACAAGUUGCCAUGUUUUGCGAGAAACUCAAUAUGCACAUGAACAUCCAGAGUGGCAAGUGGGAGCCAGACCCUUCAGGAACCAAGAGCUGCGUGAACACCAAGGAGGGUAUCCUUCAGUACUGCCAAGAGGUCUACCCAGAUCUGCAGAUCACAAACGUGGUGGAAGCCAAUCAGCCGGUCAGCAUCCAGAACUGGUGCAAGAAGGGUCGGAAGCAGUGCCGCAGUCAUGUGCACGUUGUAGUGCCUUACCGCUGCCUUGUGGGCGAGUUUGUGAGUGACGCUUUGUUGGUUCCCGAUAAGUGCAAGUUCCUACACCAGGAGCAGAUGGACAUGUGUGAGAGUCACCUGCACUGGCACACUGUAGCCAAAGAGUCUUGCAGCGAUCAUACCAUGAACCUACAUGACUAUGGGAUGUUGUUGCCAUGUGCCAUCGACCGUUUCCGUGGCGUGGAGUUUGUGUGCUGCCCAGUGGAGACGGAGCAGGAAAAGGACGACGCAGACGAGGAGGACGAUUCAGACGUCUGGUGGGGAGGAGCCGAGACCGACUAUUCUGAUAACAGCAUGACUCGGGAGGUGGAGCCUGCAGAGGUGGCACAUGCAAUGGUUGAGGAUGAUCUCUUUGAAGAUGAAGAGGAGAUUCUAGAUAAUGACCAGGAUGGUGAUGGAGAGGAAGGGGAGGAGGAAGACGACGAGAUUUUUGACGAACGCAAUGACAACGAGCAGACCAGCAACAUCGCCAUGACUACCACUACAACCACCACGACGGAGUCGGUCGAAGAAGUGGUCCGAGAAGUGUGUUGGGCGAACGCAGAGACUGGGCCGUGCAGGGCCAUGUUUUCCCGCUGGUAUUUUGUGAAGGAAGAGGGUCGCUGCGCUCCCUUCAUCUAUGGGGGCUGCGGAGGCAACCGUAAUAACUUUGAGUCGGAGGAAUACUGCCUAUCUGUCUGCGGUGGCGUGUUGCCCACCACUUCUCCAAGUGCUCCAGACGCAGUAGACCGCUACCUGGAGACGCCAGCAGAUGAGAACGAGCACGCACACUUUCAGAAGGCCAAGGAGAGCCUCGAAGCCAAACAUCGCGAGAGAAUGUCUCAGGUGAUGAGAGAGUGGGAGGAGGCUGAGCACCAGUCGAAGAGUCUGCCACGUGCCGACAAGAAGGCAGUCAUCCAGCACUUCCAGGAGAAGGUGGAGGCUUUGGAGAAGGAGGCAGCCAGCGAGAGGCAACAGCUAGUGGAAACUCAUAUGGCUCGUGUGGAGGCUCUUCUCAACGACCGCCGACGCCUUGCGCUUGAGAAUUUUCUGAGUGCCCUGCAGGCAGACCAGCCACGGCCACGUCACGUGUUCAGUCUGUUGAAGAAGUACGUGCGCGCUGAGCAGAAAGACCGGCAGCACACCCUCAAACACUUUGAGCAUGUGCGUGUUGUGGACCCCAAGAAGGCCGCUCAGAUUCGACCUCAGGUGUUGACCCACUUGCGUGUGAUUGAGGAGAGGAUGAACCAGUCCCUGGCGCUUCUGUACAAAGUUCCAGGCGUGUUGGAGGAUAUCCAGGAAGAAGUUGAUAUGUUACAGCGUGAGCAGCAGGAGAUGUCGGCACAAUUGGCUUCACUGCAGAGCGACGUGAGGGUGAGCUACGGCAAUGACGCACUGAUGCCCGACAGCACCGCCCCAUUCGACCUACUGCCCUCCGAGGACUCCGAGCACCUGGGCUUCAUUCACCCUGAAAGCUUCAACCAGCCCAACACUCAGAACCAUGUUGAGCCUGUUGAUGUUCGUCCCUUCCCUGACAGAGGGCUUCCUACUCACCCAGUAUCUGGUCUGAAGACUGAGGAUGUUCCUGAUAUGGGCAUGGAGCUAGAUGAUGCUGCUUUUGAAGUGCACCACCAGAAACGGGUUUUCUUCGCUGAAGACGUCAGCUCUAACAAGGGUGCUAUUAUUGGCCUGAUGGUAGGCGGUAUCGUCAUAGCGACUGUCAUUGUCAUCACCCUGGUAAUGCUGCGAAAGAAGCAGUACACAUCCAUCCACCACGGUGUGAUUGAGGUGGAUGCUGCCAUCACUCCAGAAGAGCGCCAUCUUUCUAAGAUGCAGCAGAAUGGCUAUGAGAAUCCCACCUAUAAGUUCUUUGAGCAGAUGAACUAAUGAUCCAUGUGCUAGGCUGUAGUCCCCCAACCCUUAACCCCUUCCUCUUUACUCCACUCUGGACAGUGUAGGGACACACUCACUCCCUGUAGUACAUAUCUUGUGGUGCCAUAAGCACCACAAUCACUUGUGAUUGGUCGCUUGUCAAAAAAGAUGCAUAUAAACUGGUCAAACUUUUUUUUUUUAAUUUUAUUUUUAAAUUUAUACAUGUAGUGAAGAUGCCCUUGAGCACUGUUUGACGGUCAGGUAUUGCAAUUUUGUUCUUGAUUUAGAAUGAAACUUAGCUGAUCUCCGAUCAGAGUUUUCGGAUUUUGCGCGAGCAUCCCCCGCACUGUCCAUUCCUACACUAAUUUAACUGCUGAACACUGGGAUAUAACUGAUUGGUGUUAAAGACACUAUUCCUCAUGUUCUUUCUUUCUUCACUUCCUAUCCUUAUCCCGUUGCGUGCUUUGAUGACAGCUGUGCUGUGUUGGAUUAAAACAGAUUAAAAUCAUGACGAUAAGAUUAUAGUGAUAACCCUAAUGUACUCUUGAAUGAACACUUAAUUUUAAGAUUUUUUUUUUCAAGAAAAAAAGAAAAAUCAUGGAUAAAGAGAACUUUUUCUUAUGUUACGUCUAAUGUAUUGUCGUAAUGCAGAAAAAAAUAGCUGUACCUAUUUAGUGCAUGAUAAAAAAAAAAUGAAGAAAAACUCUGUUGUCUGAAUGGGUCCUUUCUCAUGUAGUGUCAUUUUAGCAGGGUUUCAGCAUCUUCUCAUGAACAUGACUACAGUUUCAUGAUUUCACUAAAUUGGCUUUCUUGUUUUGAUUUUAUACAGACAUGAUUUACAAGAACCGUGAUUGUUUUUCAUUGAUCUUUAUUUUUUACUUUGAGUUCCUCCAGCUACUGGGGGCUGGAAAAUCAGUGUGUAUAUUUCUGUCUUGAGAUGUUUUCAUCCUAUGCAUUUCAGAUCUCUCUCUUUUUCUCUGUCUGUCCCGUCCCCCCAUAUUUCUAUGCUAUUUAAUUUCAGUUUCCGUUUGGAUUCACAUGGUUGGAUGUGUUUUUUGUAAUGGGUUUUCAGGAUCGUGGGUGUUUUAGGGUUUGGGAGUUAGGGAUUCACUGUAUGUGUUUGUAUGUUCUCACCAGUGAAGUUUGUGUUUUUGUAAAAUCCCAUGUGAAGUUAACAAAAAAAAAAAAUCACCUUUCCUUCAGCCUCUAGUUUCCUAGAACUGUGGCAUCGGAGGCUUUUUUUUUUUCUUCUCUCUCUCAUGUCUCAUUGCUCGCUUACUUUUCUGCUGCAGUGCAGAACUGGGUGUGAUUACACUAUAACAAGUGAAAGACAUGGAGGAUGGAAGGAAAUGAGGUAAAAAUGAGCAGAAAUUCUUUUAUGUCUCCUGGAUAAACAGUCCAAUCUCCUUUCUUAUCCUCGUCUUGUGCUUUGCUUUAGUCCGUUUUUAUGAUGCGGGUUAUUAGAUUGGGUCCAUGCAAGCCAGUUCUUUUCAUGAGGGUUUUGUGAAUUGUUGCACAGAAGGAUAUUAGAAAGACCUAGCAACCAGUCAAAGAACACUGGUAUAAAUGGGAAGCAGCGCAGUUGUAAUCUAUAGCAUUAUUUCUCUGAUUUAAAAAGACAAGUAGGUUAAUUCAUAUAAAACAUGAUCUUGGAGCAGUUGCUACUUGCUAAAGCUUUUCUGGUUAUGGAUUAAAGUGAGCAGACUUUUUUUUUUUUCUCUUCCCCCCAGUGAUGGGUCUUUGCACUGUAAGUAAUCCUCUCAGUCUGAAAUCCCUCACUCAGCUUUUCUGAUGAAUGUGACGCAAACUACAUUACCCAUCUAGCAUGCAUUAAAGCAUCUGCACUGCUGUGGUGAGUCUUUCAACAACCUACAUGUUCAACUGAAACUCACUGUUCUUGUGAACAUGUUUUGGGGGGGGAUGAUUUUUUUUUUUUUUUUUCCCCUGUAUCAGUUUGAGCUAUCUGGGUAAUCACUUAAGGAAAAAAAAAACGUAAAUAACUCUUGUUGGUUAAAUAGAUGAAGUGAUUGUGGUUGCAGUUUUCUGACUGAGGUUUAGGAAGGCAUUAGGGAUGCAGUGACGCUGCAUUGUAGAUACAGAAAGCAGGAUUCAUUUUUUUGUGUGACUUUUUCUUCCUCUGUGUAAGUGUAUGGAACAUUUGCUUUGACUGGAAACACUAUGCUUUAUACACUGUAUUCCAUAAAUAAAGUUUUGAAUGUACAUACGA
Molecule: messenger RNA, 4611 nt
Organism: Neoarius graeffei (lesser salmon catfish)
Lineage: Eukaryota; Metazoa; Chordata; Actinopteri; Siluriformes; Ariidae
Gene: appa
Product: amyloid beta (A4) precursor protein a
Exons: 17
Coding region: 168-2399 (743 amino acids)
Biological process (GO): central nervous system development; axonogenesis
Cellular component (GO): early endosome; plasma membrane; Golgi apparatus
Molecular function (GO): signaling receptor binding; heparin binding; serine-type endopeptidase inhibitor activity
Source: RefSeq, a predicted model, not a curated record